Messenger RNA from Saccostrea echinata, 2188 nucleotides. RefSeq names its product fibropellin-1-like. Bases 29 to 2188 code for a protein of 719 amino acids. The transcript is spliced from 18 exons. Gene Ontology annotation, molecular function: calcium ion binding. Lineage: Eukaryota; Metazoa; Mollusca; Bivalvia; Ostreida; Ostreidae. The record is from RefSeq and is a predicted model, not a curated record.
AAGACAAAGUUUAUCUUACAUCAAGACAAUGUUUUCGGUAAAGGAAGAUAGUAAGAUAGGUGGGAAGAAUUAUAAAGGUGGAGUACAAAAACUAACGGUUGUUUCUUUACUACUUGGAGUAUUUCUGACAGUUGCUAUGAUAGCUUUUAUAACGAUUUUGCUCAUACAUCUUAAAGUUCAUACAGUUGAUGUAUGUGUCAGCCAUGAUUGCCAGAAUGGAGUUUGUGAAGCUGACCAGAUUAGAGUACGAGGCUACACCUGUAACUGCACGCUUGGUUACGUCGGGGACAAUUGUCAAGUUUAUGUAUGUGACAACCAUGAUUGUCAGAAUGGGAUUUGUGUGGCAGACCAAUCCACAAUAAGAGGAUACACGUGUAACUGUACCAUUGGCUUUGUUGGGAACAAUUGUAAAGAUAAGGUAUGUGAUAGCAAUGAUUGUCAGAAUGGGAUUUGUGUGGCAGACCAAUCCACAAUAAGAGGAUACACGUGUAACUGUACCACUGGCUUCGUUGGGGACAAUUGUCGAGAUAAGGUAUGUGAUAGCAAUGAUUGUCAGAAUGGGAUUUGUGUGGCAGACCAAUCCACAAUAAGAGGAUACACGUGUAACUGUACCACUGGCUUCGUUGGGGACAAUUGUCGAGAUAAGGUAUGUGAUAGCAAUGAUUGUCAGAAUGGGAUUUGUGUGGCAGACCAAUCCACAAUAAGAGGAUACACGUGUAACUGUACCACUGGCUUCGUUGGGGACAAUUGUCGAGAUAAGGUAUGUGAUAGCAAUGAUUGUCAGAAUGGGAUUUGUGUGGCAGACCAAUCCACAAUAAGAGGAUACACGUGUUACUGUACCACUGGCUUUGUUGGGGACAAUUGUCAAGAUAAGGUAUGUGAUAGCAAUGAUUGUCAGAAUGGGAUUUGUGUGGCAGACCAAUCCACAAUAAGAGGAUACACGUGUUACUGUACCACUGGCUUUGUUGGGGACAAUUGUCAAGAUAAGGUAUGUGAUAGCAAUGUUUGUCAGAAUGGGAUUUGUGUGGCAGACCAAUCCAGAAUAAGAGGAUACACGUGUAACUGUACCACUGACUUUGUCGGGGACAAUUGUCAAGAUAAGGUAUGUGAUAGCAAUGAUUGUCAGAAUGGGAUUUGUGUGGCAGACCAAUCCAGAAUAAGAGGAUACACGUGUAACUGUACCACUGGCUAUGUCGGGGACAAUUGUCAAGAUAAGGUAUGUGAUAGCAAUGAUUGUCAGAAUGGGAUUUGUGUGGCAGACCAAUCCAGAAUAAGAGGAUACACGUGUAACUGUACCACUGGCUAUGUCGGGGACAAUUGUCAAGAUAAGGUAUGUGAUAGCAAUGAUUGUCAGAAUGGGAUUUGUGUGGCAGACCAAUCCAGAAUAAGAGGAUACACGUGUAACUGUACCGCUGGCUUUGUUGGGGACAAUUGUCAAGAUGAUGUAUGUGAUAGCAAUGAUUGUCAGAAUGGGAUUUGUGUGGCAGACCAAUCCAGAAUAAGAGGAUACAUGUGUAACUGUACCACUGGCUUUGUCGGGGACAAUUGUCAAGUUCUUCCUAAAGAUUGUAAGGAUCUUCAUAAAAAUGGUCAAAAUAUUUCCGGUGUGUAUGAGAUAUAUCCAUAUGGGGACAUCAACAUUUUAGUCAGAGUCUACUGUGAUAUGAAGACUAUGGAUGGGGGAUGGACGGUUAUCCAAAAAAGAGCUGGAUUAGUUAGCUUUGUAAAACAAUGGGAUGAAUAUAAGGUUGGUUUUGGUGAACCAGAAAAUGACGUUUGGAUAGGAAAUGACGUGAUCCACGAGUUGACAAAGGGACAAGACUCCUCUCUAUAUAUUUCUAUCACCCAUGUAGAUGGUAGGAGACUGUAUGAAUUAUACGAGAAAUUUUCGGUGUCAAAUGAAGAAGAGAAAUAUAAACUCUUUCUGGGAAGAAGUGCCGAAGGAACCUUAGGUGAUAAAAUGUCUGAAUUGUCCGGGAUGUACUUCAGCACCUUUGACAGGGAUAAUGAUGGGAAUCCAAGAUCUGACUGUGCUAAUGGCUAUGGCGGGGGCUGGUGGUUUAAUAGCUGUGCUUGGGCUUACCUCAAUGGUCCCUGGUCAUCUCCAGGGUGGUAUAAUCCUUGGUUUCCUUUAAUAACUGAAGGGAGAGAAGUGAGGGAGACGAAGAUGAUGAUUAAACGUCGAUAG